AUGGAUCGCAAUAAUUCUCGUUACAACUACGAACCCCUGCAAGGGCCGGAGCAGAUACGCACUCUCACGCUCCGAGGCAUCUCGAACGGCGUCGUCGAGUGCACCAUCCAGCAAAUCAAGGUGUCGGAAGGUGGCUACCAAGCGCUUUCGUACAAUAAACAGCUUGGCCGGAUCCCGCUCACCAAGAAUCUGAACGACGCCCUGCAUGAUUUAUGGAACGCCGAUGAGCUCACGAGUAAGGUCUUCUGGGUCGAUCAAAUUUGCAUCGAUCAGGAAGGCGAGGAGAAAAAUCAUCAGGUCGCUUUCAUGGGGCAGAUUUACAAGAAUGCUUCGAGCGUGAUAACUUACCUGGGGCGAGUGGAGGAUGAAGAGGAGGAGCAGAGAGGGUUGGAAUUCUUGAAACGGUUGGACAGCCACUUCUCGCCGAACUACGAAAAGUUAUCUCAGGCGUGGGAUCUCAACAUCGCAAUGUCCAAACUAUCGGAACUUCCGGUAUCGAGGCUACCGGAUGAUUUGUUAGGAGGUGCUGUCAGUGAGCGAAUAUGGCAGUGGUUGGUCACAUUGUGCUUUGGAGAGUGGGCAACGCGUCUCUGGAUAGUGCAAGAACAGAUGCUGAAUACAGACAAUCGCAUGCUCCACGGCCAUCAACUACUAUCUUGGGAUUCCGUGGCCGUCAUGCCUGUGCUCUUCUGCCUGAGAUUACUUCCCGAUCAACACGUUAAUACAUUCUGCGCAACCAAUCACAAGUCACUUAUAGAAAAUCCUGGGCAUGUUGUAAGUUCUAUCUUCUCAAUCUGGAGAACUUAUCAACACGCAAGGCAGAAAGCGGCAACCGCGACGUCUUUCGCCUAUAGCUUGCUUUCAAAUAUGUCGCGCUUUGAGAACAUGCAGUGUCGAGAUCCACGAGACUAUAUAUUUGCUCUGCUAGCCAUUUCCUCCGACUCAAUCGACCUUGGAAUUACUCCAGAUUAUUCAAAAUCACCUAAACAGGUCUUCUUGGACACUACUAUUUCCAUGGUCGAGUCUCAUGCAAAUCUGGAUUACCUCACUUUUGCAUGCAGAACGGAUAAUUCAUCGGACCUGAUACACUCCUCCUGGGCUAUUACUUCUCCCCGGCCUGCACAUCUGUGGUCACGAACUCUACCGUUUAAGGUUUUCAGUCCCCAUCCCUUCCUCAUUCUUCAUGCACGACCACGGUUUUUUGCCGAUGGUAAAACUAAUGCCUUGACCCUCAAGGGCCGUAUCCUUGACCAUUUUUCCUUCAUAAAAUCUCCGAUAUACCAAAGCAAGUCAUUUAUCCUCGACAUUAGGGACGCGGACCUCACGGAAACUUUGUCACAGCUCACUGAAGCUCUGUCAGAUGUGAUAUGCGAUCUGGGCAUAACUCUCGAAAAUGCAGCUGCACUUUGCCGAACCCUGAUCUUAGAUCCAAACUGGAAGCCGACUCAUGGGCAAGGGUCUCCAACACAACAGACUGCGUACCACUUCUGGUGUAUGAAUGUUUGGAAAGACAUGCAUUUUCAAGGACGCUCUUUUUGCACAACGCAGCAACGACGGGUCUGCAGUUGCAUGAAUAAGAUAGAGAGUGACGACGUGAUAGCGGCGUUUCGUGGGGGAGAUAGACUAUACGUACUUCGACCAGUAGAGGGAGGAAGAUACCGGCUCGUCGGUGAUGCAUAUGUGGACGGUUUGAUGUUUGGUGAAGCUUACGAAGGCGUUGAUGCAGAUGAGGUCGAUUACGACAUUGAGCUUAUGUGAUCUGACAAAUGCUACUUUAUGUACUGAUUCUGAUUUCUUAAGUCCUUCUCUAAUUCCUUAUACUCGGAUGACAAUGGGGUGGUUUUACGGGGAGUUGUACUUGCUACUAACAGCAAAACUUCGACACAGGAAAGAAUUUUUGUUCCAAGAACAUUCAUC
Hyaloscypha bicolor E is the source of this 1917-nucleotide messenger RNA. RefSeq lists its product as uncharacterized. The transcript has 3 exons. The coding region runs from base 1 to 1758 and encodes 585 amino acids. Lineage: Eukaryota; Fungi; Ascomycota; Leotiomycetes; Helotiales; Hyaloscyphaceae. The record is from RefSeq and is a predicted model, not a curated record.